Messenger RNA from Fundulus heteroclitus (mummichog), 1360 nucleotides. It is a transcript of the gene srgn, whose product is annotated as serglycin. The record is from RefSeq and is a predicted model, not a curated record. The transcript has 4 exons. NCBI's taxonomy places the organism in Eukaryota, Metazoa, Chordata, Actinopteri, Cyprinodontiformes, Fundulidae. Bases 105 to 635 code for a protein of 176 amino acids.
UUUACACUUCUGCUCCUCCUCAUUACGCAGAGGCUUCGGCUCAGAAAAGGAGCUCAUUUGCAUCGUCUUAUUUGUUAAACAAAGUAGUUGGUCAAAUUUAAAGGAUGAAACUGAUUUUUCUUCUCGCUGUGACCUGCCUCGCCUUACAUAACGGAGAAGGAGCACCGAUGACAGCUGUUUAUAAGUUCCUGAGAUGUAAUCCUGAAGGCGGCAAGGCCAACUGCGUGACCCAGCAGACCCCCGAGAUGCCGUGGAGUCCAGAUCUCCCGUCCAAGCUGCCAGCUUCUGACGCCAAGUACCUGGAGGCAGAACCAGUCGAGGGCGAGAGUCCGUCUAGGGAGGAGGAGGAGGAAGAGGAGGUGGUGGAGGAGGAAACACCAAUGAGGAGCGAAGAUGGGGAGUCCCCUUUGUUCGUAGAGGAAGGCUCUGGCUAUGAAGGUUCAGCAACAGAUUACAUGUCUUUCGCCGAUGAGCCCACAGGAGCUGAAAGUGAGACAGGCUCUGGGGAUUCUUGGACAGAGUCUGCUCAACCCCAAGGUGGAAAUAAGAGGAGGUCGUCCUCCGGUGGCUUUCCAGGCGGAGAGGCAAAGCCAACAGAGCAGGACCUUGAAGAAGACCAUCUGCUGAAGAUGUAGACGCAAAGAAAAGUCGACCAUUGUAACACCCCAGCUAGAUAGCAAAAAGUAAUAGUACAUCACCACCUGCUGGAGAGAGAUUGAACUCACUGAGGCCACAUAUCUAUUUUGGAUUAUAUGACUAAAAGGGUAUUUUUUAUAAUAGGAAAUUUUCAUAAGAAUCUAUAUUGUUUGCAAAACAACGGCUGCUGUUUAAUAUUAAAUGCCAAAAAGGUCUGCUAGUCAGUGUACAUUUGAGGAAGUCUAGUCUGUGCUUUGUCAGUAUUUUUGCAAUUUUGUGAAAAAAAAAAAAAAAACAACACAAGAAUUUACCAUGCUUUGAUGUAAAGACAUGCAUUUAAGUCAUGAUAACGCCAGUGCAAUAACAUACUCUUUUUUUUUGCUUAUUGCUCUUUUUCAGGCCACUCUCUUGUCAUUUUUGAAAUGAUUAACAUUCCUCAGAGAAAACUUAUUUAUAUUUUUAUUUCAUCCUGAUCAGGAGGGCAUUUCAAAUUAUUCUAAGUGAGCAAAACCUUGUGGACACAAACCCCUAAAGAAAAAAGUUAAUGGGUUUACGAUGCCGUAACUGAUGUGAGCUUGAAAAUUGUACAAGGAAUACACCAGCAUUUCAGCCAGUAUCUGUAUAUUGUUUUGAUUUAUUUUACAUCGCUUAUUUCACAUUGCUUAAUGUGCAUUUGAAAUACACCAGUCAAUAAGGGAUUUAAUAAAAAUGUCUUACAAGGGUG